UACGGCACGUCGUUGGAUGCGGUGUGGGUGCAUGUGACGGAACUGACGCUGCUGCAGGCAAAGGAGCAACCCGGGGAUAGCAAAGUCCUGGCGCGCGCGGUGGCCGUGCUUACGCGCGUUCUGACCCUCACCCCCGCACCAGCCCAACUGGCGGGCUUGCUCCGGGCAGAAAGAGACGCGCCCGGCUCCUGUGAGGGUGUACGACAAGUGACAUCACAGCUGCAGUUGGACGAGCUGCUGGCGAAGCUGGAGUUGGAAGCGGCGAAUGAGGAAGCGGCGCUAUUAUGAGCCAGGACGGCCACCGCUGGCGGAAGCUGGUGUGCCGGGGCUGACGAUCUUUGGGGUGGUGGUAACACCGUCGCUGCUGCCGCCGCCUCAGACGCAAGAUGGCUAUGGCUAGCUGCCGUCGUUGCUGCCAUCGGUCACUGCCGAGUCCUUUUCAUCGCUUGCUUUUGUCGAUGGCGUGGGACAUGGUUCGGUCAGCCUUCUGCGGUACCCAGCAGUCUCUGCCCUUUCACUUAACAGUUUUCGUUAAUCUCCCCUCAAGGAUUUACCCGCGAGGAUUUGUCGCCGGUGUCCCCAGGAUGUUCCAGUGGCUGCGGCGACGGCGAGGGUGACGGUGGGGGCAGCGGCGGCUUUGAGGACGCGGACGCUGCUGAGGGCCUCUCGCAGCUGCAUAGCCCGUGGCAGUGUUGAAGGACGGGGCGAAGGGUUACAGGGAGUGGGAGGAAGCAACCGGGCCUUGGCUAGGCCGAACCGUUGUGGCAUGGGAAGUAGGGGCUGGGCUGCAGGGUUUGUGCGUGCGUAUAUGUAUGACGUAUGGUAUGUAUGUACGUGUGUAUGUAUGUACAUAUGUACGUAUGUAUGAGUUUGUGACAUCAGGAGCCCCACAUUGCGUAGCAGCGUGUGUAGAGGGCGGUUAGGAGGUGCCUGCCGCAUAUCGAACACCGUGAUAUCCGUGAUUGUGUCCCGUGCAGGGUCCUUAUUAUAGGGUCCUUAUUGCUGGACUACAUCGUCACUGCUGUCAUCAUCCUUACCGUUCACACCGAUCACAAAGGUACAUCACCAUCAUCGCCAUCACGCAAUCACGCCGUCAUCACCCUCGUCUCGUCUUGUCAUCAUCCGUUGUUACCUGGCAUCGUGACAAUGCAUAUCCUUUUCCUGCCCUAUGGGAGCCGUAUGUGGACGGUAUAGCUGGUCUUGAUGGUGGUUCUGCGGGAGAGGGGCCUGAUGUGAUGGCAUUAAUUACAAGUUGCAAGUUGCAAGUUACAAGUUCCGCACACAAGUGCGGGUGUGUCCAUAAAAGCCGGGGGGGCCAUGGACGUUGUAUUGGUAUUGAUGCGGGUACGCGGGAGGUCAUCUUCAUUCUCCCUCGUCCGCUUCAGGGCGAAGCGCCUCAGCACGACGUGCCUGGUCUCCCAAAUUUCCGAGAGGUACCUGGCCAAUGCCAGGGGUGGCGCCUCAGUCAUAAUGGUGCGCAUGCUGCGCCCCUUAAAGACUAGAUCACCAUCAUACUUAGCCCGUAUGCUCUUGUAAGCGGGACAUUCCUCGAAAACAUGCAACUCAUCUUCAACCGCUCCACAGUCACAAAGCCUGCAGGCAACUGUAUCGCUGACCCCACCCCCAGCUCGAUCGGCAAUGCCUACAUCAUCAGUCAGCCCCAGCGGCCACCAAGGCCCCCAGCGAGGCCGGCGCCGCCGCUAAAGCCGAAUCCACCAGUCACCCCAACACCUCCCAGUCCUCCACCACCCAACCCGCUGCCGCCAAGUCCAGAGCCUCCCAGUCCAGAGCCACCGAGCCCCGAGCCCCCAAGCCCCGAGCCCCCAAGCCCUGAGCCGCCAAGCCCCGAGCCGCCAAGCCCUGAACCGCCAAGUCCUAAACCGCCAAGCCCUGAACCGCCAAGCCCGGAGCCGCGCAUGCCCAGGAUACCGCGGCUUCCUCCCAGACCACCGCAGCCGCCCAGGCCGCCUCCGCCGCCAACAUUUCCGGACAUGCCGUAUCCACCUGGGUUUCCAGCUCCACCUACGCCAAAUGCCCCAGACUUCCCGAACUACCCGCAGUUUCCACCCUUCCUGCCCCUCCCUCCUUUCACUCCUUCACCACCGCGCCCUCCACGCCCACCUUCACCGCCGUCUCCACCACCUUCUAGGCCGCCGCAGCCACGCCCGCCACCGCGGCCGCCAUCGCCAUUUCCUCGACCCCCGUCACCGUUGCCUCCCUCACCCAACCCUCCAUCCCCAUUCAAGCCUCCGCCGAGCCCACCUCUCCCUCCACCACCCCAGCCGCCAAGCCCCCAACCUCCCUCGCCAAAUCCUCCACCAUCACGGCCACCCCCGCCCCAACCGCCGCCUCCAUCCCCACCGCCUCCUCCUCCCAGCCCGCCGCCUCCCUCGCCCCUGCCGCACACCAUCAACCUAUCCACCGCCAUCACAGAUUCCGCCGCCACCAUCAGCACCAUCGUAUUCUCAAGGGCCACGGCCGCCGCCGCCAUCGCCAUUUGCGCCGUCCGUCCCAGCAGCCCCAGCACCGGCCCUCCCAUCGCCCAGCCCAUUACAGCCCGCACCAGAACCUGCUGGCCAUCCUACGCCCCCUCCUGGCGUCAUACAGCCACCUCCAUUGUCGCCAAGCCCUGUAUUGGAGGACACGCCGCCGCCUGUGCCUGUGUCUCCCAGCUCACCCAAACAACCAUUCGUUCCGCCCUCACUGUCCCCAGUGGCGCUUCCACCUCCGCCAUCUCCUUUGCAAGCCCCAGCUCUACCGUCGCUACCUGUCUAUCCGCCGCAGUUCCUAAUGCCCCCAAUGCCAUCGUCGUCGCCACUAUCGCCUCUACCAUCACGUCCCCUUACAGCACCACCAUUUUCUCCACUGCCGCUGAUUCCUGGAACUCCGUUUCGUCCCACUCCACUCCCGCCACCGCCGCCACCAUCACCGUUUUAUGCUCAGCAGUACCCGCCGUCACCGUCAUACCCCACAAGAGCAUCCCCGCCACCGUUUCCUCUUCCUCCCUUCAUUCCUGGUGUCCCCUUGCGUCAGCCGCCCAACCCGGCACCCUUAACGCCGCAGCUGCCGACCCAGGCCCCACCGACGUCACCAAUAUCCGACCAGCCGCCACCACCACACCAGCCAUUGCAACCAUCCUAUCCCGUAACAGCACCGCCGCCGACACCGCCGCUGCCGCCAAAUGCUCCUGUACCCCCGCCGCCCAACUCAUCAGCCCCUGCUUCCCCCGCAAGUGUCCCAUCACUGUUGCCAUCUCCUCCAAGACCAGCCGCGCCGCUGCCCAGCCUGCCACCUCUAGGGCCACAAUUGCCAAGCUACCAACCGCCCAGCCCGCCCCUUCCCAUCCUAGCCUCUCCAACCACACCGUACCCUCGUCAACUCCGUCGGUCCCGGUUGCACCACUGCCACAACAUCCCAGCACCCCGUCACCGCCAGCCCCGCAACAGCCUGUACACCCCAUCCAGCCCACCGCCCAGCCCCCACCUCCCUACUUCACCGGCCCAUUAUCACCACCACCAGCCGCCCAUGCAGCUACCGUCGCCGCCAGCGCCACCCGGAUAUCCACCGCAGCCAUCCGUUCUUCCAGCAGCACCGCCGCGGCCACUGUCUCUACCGCCGUUGAUGCCAGGUGUUCCGCUGCGCCAGCCGCCCAGCCCGCUGUUCCCUGCCCCGCUACCAUCGUCACCAGCCUAUCUGCCUCAGCAACCGGCGCCACAGCAGCCGCCGCCGGCCUACCCUCCCAUCGGAGCUCCCUCGCCGUCGCCAGCACCCUCGCCUUUAGGAGCACCGACACCGCUAAGCCCGAGCCCUUCACCUCUUACACCCCAGCAACCCGAACAGCCAACUGCCCAGCCACCAACUCCCCCACAACAGCCAGGUCCAGAAGUUCCUCGUGCGCCGUCGCCGUCGCCGAACGCUUUGUACACACCACCAGCUCCCAAGACACCGACGCUGUUGCCGACGCCUCCAUUCACCUACCCAAGUGCACCUAUACCAUCGCCGCCUUCGCCCCUUGCUCCAUCCUCGCCAAGCCCCUCAGACCCAAAACGCCGGCCGCAUCAUAUCCUCCACCAUCGCCGACGUCGCCGCUGUGCCAGACCCCUCCGGUGCCACGCCCACCAGCUCCCCCGGCAGUGCUUCUGGCGCCGCGACCUAGGCCAUGGCCGCCUGUCCAACAAACACCAGGAUACCCAGCGUAUCCCACCCACAGCCCAUCGCCUCCACAGCUGCCCACACAGUUGUCUCCCACCGUCCCAUCCGUUCCUGGGGAUCCCAGCGCGCCGACGGCUCCCCCCCAGCCGUCAUCCUACCCACCUUCCCAGCCGCGCCCGAUGCCUCUUCACCCGCCAAAGGAACCCAGCCCGCCAUCACCGCCGCUGCCUCAACCAUCAGACGCUCCUCCCAACCUGCACCCAGCAGGCCCACCUCUCCCCGGCAACCCAGGCCCACUGCCACCAGCGUACGUCCCAGGAGCGCCCCCGCCCCCGCCGCCGCCCGAGCCGCCCGCCAACACCUGUCUGGAGCCCGCCAAGGCCGUCGUUACCGGCCAUCCCGCAGAUCCCAGGCGAGCCUAUGUUGCCUCCGCUGUCCUAUCCACCGCAACUCCCACCGCUGCCACCGCCGCCGUCGUCGCCACCAUCUUAUCGCCCAAUAGCGCCGUCGCCGCCGUCACCUCUGCCGCCUGUAGUGCCAGACGUUCCGCUACGCCAACCGCCCAGCCCACCGUUCCCGGCCACACAGCCACCCGGGUACCCGACAUUCCCAGCUGCACAGCCGCCACCGCCCCAGCGACCCGCCCCGUCGCCGCGAGUAGCCCCAACUUCGCCUUCCCCCAGCGUUCCCCAGCCUGUUUCACCGCCAUCGCCACCCUCUCCACUGCAGCCGUCUUCACCACCUAUAUACGUCCCGAUGGCCCCAAAGCCACCCCUCCACUUCCAGCCGGGCCCUCCUCAUCCUCUGCCGCCACCGCCUUUGCCAUUACAACCGCUACCGCAGCCCCUCAGCCCACAGCCACCUAUCAGCCCGCAGCCAAACAUGCAGCUCCCAUCGCCGCCGCCAUCACUACCCGGCUAUCCGCCACAGAGAUCGCAGCCGCCAAUAGCACCAUCACCUUCAUCACCUCUGUCGCCGCUGAUUCCAGGCGUUCCACUGCGCCGGCCGCCCAGCCCGCCACAGCCAAGCUACCCGGUCUCGCCUUCGCACCCUUCCUCGCCGCAGCCUCCAAACCCACACCAUCAACGCCGCCGCCGCCAGCCUACCCACCAUCGCCCAAGCAGCCUUCCUUCCCGUCACCACAACAGCCUGCUAAUCCAGCACCAUCAACGCCGCCGCCGCCAGCCUACCCACCGUCGCCCAAGCAGCCUUCCUUCCCGUCACCACAACAGCCUGCUAAUCCAGCACCACCAACGCCGUUGCCCCCAGCCUACCCACCGUCGCCCAAGCAGCCUUCCUUCCCGUUACCACAACAGCCUGCUAAUCCAGCACCAUCAACGCCGUUGCCCCCAGCCUACCCGCCAUCGCCCAAACAGCCUUCCUUCCCGUCACCGCAACCGCCAGCUAACCCAUCAACGCCGCUGCCGCCAGCAUACCCGCCAUCACCCAAGCAGCUUUUUUUCCCGUCACCACAACAGCCCGCUAAUCCAGUACCAUCAACGCCGCUGCCGCCAGCCUAUCCGCCAUCACCUAAACAGCCUUCCUUCCCGUCACCUCAACCGCCCACUAGUCCAUCAACGCCGCCGCCGCCAGCCCACUCGCCAUCGCCCAAGCAGCCUUCCUUCCCGUCACCACAGCAGCCCGCUAAUCCAGCACCAUCAACGCCGCCGCCGCCAGCAUACCCGCCAUCGCCCAAGCAGCCUUCCUUCCCAUCACCACAACAGCCCGCUAACCCAUCCACGCCGAUGCAGCCAGCCUACCCGCCAUCGCCCAAGCAGCCUUUUUUCCCGUCACCACAACAGCCCUCUAAUCUAGCACCAUCAACGCCGUUGCCGCCAGCCUACCCGCCAUCGCCCAAACAGCCUUCCUUCCCGUCACCUCAACCGCCCACUACCCAACGGACCCCGGCAGCCAAGGCUGCCGCCAAGGCCGCCAUUGCGACCCCGCCGUCCAUUGCCGCCACGGCCCCGCCGCCCUCAACACGCCCGGCGCCACCGCCGCCGCCAUCCCCGUCACCGCCUGCACCCCCCCGCCCCCCGCCGGCGCCACCACGACCACCCCCACGCCCUCCCCGGCCGCCGCCGCGACCUCCGGGCCAUCCGCCGCCGGCGCAGCCUUCACAACCAUCGCCAGCGCCACCGAGCCCCGAGCCGCGUAGCCCGCCAAACCCGCCCUCUCCGCCGCCACGGCCACCACAGCCGCCGUCUCCACCACCGCCGCCACCACCGUUUCCGCCGGGUAUUGCGAUUGUAGUGCAGGACUACGAGUUGGUGUUCUCGAUCGACGAGAGCGCUUUUGUGAACGCAACGGCGGCAGAGGAGUUCAUCCUGCAGAUCCGAAUGGACCUUGCAGCUUUCUUCGGGGUUCCCUUGGAACAGGUCAUCGUGACUGGCAUUACGCUGCCUGGAAGCCACAGCUCGCCGCUGUCGCCAGCGGUGCAACGCCGCCACCUCAGUGAGGGUGCGGCCGGUCAGGAAGCGGACAUUGGCCGCAGGUCGCCGCCGCUGCGGGUUUGGGAUGCUGCGGAGCUUUCGGAGCACUUCCAUGAUGAUGAGGCGUCACCAAUGGGUCGAUGCGGGCUGCGAUUGAAGAGCUUACUCCAGCUAGCCUCGCGUCAAGUGGAGUCUGUUCCGGAGGCCCAAGCCAGUGCCUCGGCGCUUGCCCGUGCCGCGAACGACAUGGAAGACCUUGCGAAUAGCCACGUUCGACGGCGUCAUUUAGCCGAUACACGCGAAAUACGAGUAACUGCCACGGUAGUUAUUACCGUUAGCACUCCGUUGGCACCGCCGUCGCCGCCACCGUUGCUGCCGCCCGCCCUGCCGCCGCCUCCCCCUCUGCCUCCUGGGGCUACGGCCCCGCCGUCCCCACCACCCUUGGCACCGUCGCCGCCACUGCGGCCGCCAUCACCGCCGCCGCCACUGCGGCCGCCGUCGCCGCCGCAAGUGCCACGUCCCCCGCCUCUCAACCUCACAGCCCUCGCAGAGGCAACAGGCGCCUCUAUGGUGACCCAAGUACCCAACAGUCCACCACCACCCUACCCGCCUGUCCCAGCACCACCAUGGCCGCCCACGCCGCCGGCGACCCGGCCGCCCAGCCCCAUGCCGACAUCCCCACCUCCUAAGCCACCCCUCAAUUGCGAAAUCGCCGACUCGGGCUAUGUGUUUUUCCCGCUAGCAUCCCUGGCGUUAGCAUGCAGCAGCACAGCCCAGGAGCAAGGCGACGAGGAGCACCCGAGCCCUCUGUGCACGAUCCUGGAGGACACGGGCGACAGCGACGCGGCGUUCUACGCAUGCAGCUGGGGUGGCGAUGGGUAUGAAGCGUCUCAGUGUGGCGCUUUCGACACACUGGGUAGAGUGUACUCGACACCGCAAUACAGCAGCGGCCCCCGAGUGUAUCCACAGCCGGUGUUUGACGAUGACGUCGUGUGGCUGUCGUCUGGAGCUUGUGCAGGUUUGUACAUGAAGGUUGGCUUCGUGGCUACAGCGUCGCAGCCGCCGAAGCGUCCUGUCCCGCCGUCACCUGCACCACCGUCGCCUUCACCACCGCCGCCUCCGCCGCCACCGCCGUCCUCACGCCGUCCUCCGCAGCAGCCCGAUGCGCCGCCGCCGCCGCCACUGCUGUCCCCAUCCCAACCCAACUCGCCGCUGUCGCCAUCACCGCUGCCUCCUCGCCAACAAAGCCCCAAACCUCCGUCGCCGCCCUCCCCUUCACCUCCACCAACAGCGCCGCCAACGCCGGUGCCCCGGCCGCCAACCCCUCUUCCCCCGUCCAGCCCCAAACCGCCGCCACUGCCAACGCCGGACGGUCCAACUGCGACACCACCGCCUCCAACGCCUACGCCCUUCCAAGGGUCGCCGCCGCCAUCCCCACAAGCACCGAAAUCCAGUCCAGGGCCGCCUUCUGGGCCUGAAGCCCGCCCUUAUCUGCCGCCGCGACCGCCGCCACCACCAUUUUCAUCACCACCUUCACCACCACCGCCACCACCAUCGCAACCAUCGCCGCUGCCAUCGCCGCCACCAACACUCAGUCCACCACACUCCCCUGCACCGCCUCCAGAGCCCAUCUCCGCACCGGCACGGUCGCCAUCAGCCUUGCCCUCCCCAUCACUACUCCCCGCGGCUCCUCCCUCUCCAUCGCCAAACCCCCGUUCGCCACCGCUAGAGACCCCUCCAUCCGCCACGCCACCCGUUCCAGCGCCCCCAACGUAUGCGCCAUACACAUCACCGCAGCAUCCGUACGCGGUACCGCCGCCUCCAUACGGUGCUCCACGAGCCCCGCCGUACGAGCCGCCGCCGCAACUGUCGCCACCAUCACCACCACCUCCAAAGCCAUUGGAGCCCCCAAAACCAUUGCCGUCGUCGCCGCCACCGCCGCCGCCGCCGCCGCGGAGGUGGUCACCAAGGCCUCCUCCAGUGGCGCCGUCACCUGCGCUUCCAUCACCGACCGCCCCUACCCAAGUGUUGCCCACCCACUCCCUUCAGCCGCCGUCGCCGCCGUUAUCACCGCCGGAGGCGAGCCCAUCACCGCCGCCGCCGCCGCCGCCAAAGCUUCCGCCGUCAGCACCUCUCUUCCCCCCCGUCCCUGAGCCACCGUCAGACCCUUCACAGCCGCAAUCGCCGCCAGGGCCACCACCGCCCCAUUCGCCCUCGCCUAAGCCGCCUCUGCCAUUUCCGCCCAAGCCCCGCAGGCCUAUGUCCCCAAAACCCCCUCCUCCGCCGCCUCCAAUGCCACCGCCGCCGCCGCCUUCCCCUGAGCCGCCAUCGCCGACACUGCCAGCUUCUCCUCAACCUCCGCCGCCGCCCCCGCCAGCUCCUCCUCGCCCGCCACCAAGGCCGCGAAGACCACCGCCUAACCCUCGGCCUCCACCCCCUACGCCGCCGUCGCCCUUGCCGCCGCCGUCGCCGCCGGACUUCCCGCCGCCGGAGUAUCCCGAGCCCGCUCCGCCGUCAGAUCCUAUGGCUCCGCCGCAGCCGUUAACUCCUGUGAAACCCCCGUCGCCUCCGGGCGCGCCGCCCUCACCCUCGCCCCCACCCUUACCUCCCGCGCCGCCACCGUCGCCAUCGCCGCCACGGGUGCCUCCAGCGCCCUUGCCGCCAAGCCCGCAACCCCCUAGCCCGCAGCCGCCCUCUCCUCCUGCACCGCCAGCACCGUCGCCAGCACCGUCGCCAGCACCGCUCCCGCCGUCGCCGUCGCCGCCACCGCCACCAAUCUUUACCCCUGUCGUUCUCACGGGCAGGCUGAUUGACGGUUACAUGGACAACUGUGUCGUUUAUGCCGACACUGACGCUAACGCCGCGUUGCUGAACGUCACCUCCGCCGUCUCUGGCAGCGCCCAAACCAGUGGCGUCGGCGCUGAGCCGUACAACACCUCGACCUUUGUCAGCGGUUGGACCCUCACUCUACCCACUGCUGCCAGUGCUGCGGCGCCUCUGCGCGUCGUCCCAGCUAACCCGUCAUCGUACGAAUCUAACCGCUAUGCCGUUGGGCCGUACGACGAGUGCCACGACGCGGCGUCAAUGCUGAAGCUGUAUGUGGAACUGGCGGCGCCGUCGCUGUCUCGAGUGAUAACGCCAUUGACGACGCUGGUGGUGGCUAUGCAGGAACGGGGCUACGCUCAGGCAGAAGCCAAGGCCAAGCUUGCCUUCGGCAUCAACGCCACCGCCUACACCCUGGGCAUGACCGACCCCAUCAAGGCGUACUACGUCGACCAGGACAAGGGGGCUGAGUUGCUUAUGAGGGCGGAGCAGCAGGUCAUGGCCGCUGUCCUGCAGACCACCACCUUCCUGAUCUCCCGUCCCGAUGAUCUGCCCGCCAUGGGCCGUGUCGUGUGGGGCGCGCUGGCCAAGUUCGUGGAGGACUUGUUCAGCAGCGGAGGGGUGCGAGUGGGUGUGACGGGUUCGAACAGCAAUAGCACCAACGGCAACAGUACCAGCGGCAGUAGCAAUGGUUCCAGCAGCAGCAAUAGCACCCUUGCGUCGGAGUCUGCGGUUCGGCACCGCCGGCGGGCGCUCCUUCACAAGCUACUGACGUCGGCCGAUAGCGGUAGCCGUCGGAAGUUACUACAGAGCGUCAGUGGCGGCGGCGGCUCCGCCACCGUUAUCGAGUUCGGCCCUAAGCCGCUGAUUAACCUCACUAGCCCCGUGGAUCUUGACAUGCUGAUUAACAACACCUUGUCGCUGCUAGGAGUGAAUGACAGCACAGGCAUCAGCACCAACAGCAGCAGCAGCAGCACUAGCGGCGGCAGCCGUGUGCUGACAUCGCUUCCGAACGCGAACCUGUACGGCGUGGACAACCCUAACCGCCGCGAGGCGGCGCUGCGAGGCAUGGCCAACAUGCAGGGCAUUAUCCAGAACGCAGUCAGCACCGGCAACAUAACGCAGGUCGCCGCCACCUCCGUCGUGGCGCAGGAUCAGGUCACGGUGGCGCUCCGCCAGCUAGCCCAAGCCGCCGCCAGCGUCCCCGCCUUUGUGGUCGCGACCUCCGUUGAUAACCUGGCACGCGCCGUCGCCACCACAACCGUCCCGGGCCCCAGCAUUCCACAGAACCUGGUGCCGGUCAACCCGGAUUCCGACGGCGGUGAAGGUGUUGCCGCCCGCGGCGCCAGCAGCAAAUCCUGGGUCUCGUCCAACGUCGCCUUGUUGGUCGUACUGGUCGCUGCCAUCCCGGUGGCGAUGCUGACGGCCUGUGGCGCGUUUUACGUCUACAGUCGACGGCGACGCCAGGCAUAUCGAUAUGAGAUGCAGCUUCCGGAGGAGGCGAUGGGCGGCGGUGGCGACGCCGCCGCUUUCGCCCUCAUCGCCGCUGGUCUUGACGCCGAGGGCGGUGUUGCGCGGUCCCUGGCGCGUGGCAGUGAUGAUGCGUCUAGCCGCCGCCUCAGCGGCAUCAGUAGCCUGCCGGAGAGCCGAGAAGUGCCGCUGCUGCCGUACCCGCCGACCGCCCUGGUCGCCGCCGCAGCCAGUAAUCGACGGCGCAUUCGUACGGCGUACAAUGCGCUGUACGAGGGUGACACGGAUGCCACAGCUCGCCCUGCUGUCGGCGGCGGUAGUGCGAUUGCUGCCCUGGCGCGCAUCCAACGGUACGAGGGAGCUGCUGCUGGUGCAGCGCAUCAUGAUGGUGGCGGUGCGUCGCUGUCAUCGCUGUCGCCCCUUGACGGUAUCGCCGGCUUGGCAUCGUCGCAGGGUGGUGGUACUCGAGGCGGUGACGUUGCCGACGAGGUCAUCACCCACUACGCCAACGUGCUAUACGAUAUGGCAUCACCCAUCGCAGACCACCGGCAACAGCCCAGUCCCCACCCCGCCGGCGGCGACGGUGACGGCGUCAGCGGCCGAGACAGCGAUGGCCAGGGGGUCGGCGGCAGCAGAGGUGACGAUGGCGAGAGCGGCGAUGCGUCGCUGCCGCCGCCGCCAAUGCUGCACAGGAAGCGUCGCGCUGUCAGCAGCUUGACAAACGAACUGUCUGCCGCUGCACCUGGCUCGGCGGCGGCAGCGGCCGUCGCCCGAAUGGGGGGGACCGGCAGGGUUAUCCGGCGCAUUCCCGGGCCACCGGCCCACGUGACGCCCCGGCCCCGGCACCGGUCCCAGUCCAGCAUCAUUGCGGAGUUUGGCUGGCCGACGGAAUCGGCACGGGAGCGCGGCGGCGGCGGCGACGGUGGGAGCAGCACCCGCCAGGCCGCCGCCUUGGGCCCUGUGUCCGCCGGUCGCCCUCGGCUGGAUCCUGAGGUAGCUGACAUGGCGUGGCAGGUGGAGAGCAGCGCCGCAUCCUGCGAGUCCAAUGAUGAGGGCAAUGGCAAAGAGGCGACCGGUAACCGCCCAAGCGUCAGCGGCCAGCCGCCGCUGCCCACGCCUAAGUCUCCCGGCGAUUUCUACACGCCCCGUCUCAGCUUUACUAGCGUGCCAAACCGAAGCAGACGUACGACAGCGUACGACACUGCCCGCUCGUACAAUGCUGCAGCCGGUGUGGGUGGUGGUGGUGGUGGUCCGGUUGUUGGUGGUGGUGGCGGCGGCGGCAGGGCUGCGGCUACCGUUGCCACUGGGGGCAAUGGAAGCGCCCGGUCGAGCCGAACUGCCAGUGCCGCGCCGUCAGCAGCCGAAUCGGCGCGUGCAGGACGAGCCGCAGCCGCCGCUCCUCCGGCGCCGCCACAACCACCAGUUGCCGCGGAACCUGGCGCAACCCUUCCGCCCUUACCUCCGGCCGCGAUGGGCUUAGGGGGCGGCGGCUACCUCAGCCUGGCUACAGCUUCAGGUCGCCUGCCCACCAUGUCGCCGGAAGCGUCCUAUUCGAGGCUGCCACAACCGCCACCGCCACCGCCGCCAGGGCAGCAACAGCAGCAGGCGCAGGACACGACGGCUGCAGCAAGUGGAGGGAAGGAGGGCGAGGGAGGUUUGCGGACAGAUCACUCGGGAUCUGAGUCCGAUGCGGUCCAGAGACCCGGCCAGCACUUAAACCCGCUAUUUGAGCCCGCCACGUCCUACCUCAAUCCCAUGCUCAAUGGAAGUCAUACCGCAAGGGGUCGGGGCCGAGGCGCUAGCUGGGCUCGGCCUGCGAGCCGACGGCGCUAG
Messenger RNA from Volvox carteri f. nagariensis, 12710 nucleotides. RefSeq lists its product as uncharacterized. Bases 1557 to 12710 code for a protein of 3717 amino acids. The record is from RefSeq and is a predicted model, not a curated record. NCBI's taxonomy places the organism in Eukaryota, Viridiplantae, Chlorophyta, Chlorophyceae, Chlamydomonadales, Volvocaceae. The transcript is spliced from 17 exons.